AUGGGGACUUCAGGUGCUGGAGGGCAGGAGCCGGAGCCCUGCAGCUCUCCAGGUGACCUUCCCCCGCCAGGCCUCUUCCUCAACAUCUCCUCGGCCGAAGAAGGUGACCUGGUCCUUGCCCACUGCCUUGUCUUCUCCAGGGCCCCCAUCACCCACAUCUUCUUCUGCAAGGAUGGGGUGGAGCUGCUGAAGAAGCCAAUGAGGAGAGGCCACUUCAGCUCCAGCCUCCCCAUCCAGCUGGCCACCCAGACCAGCGGCAGCUACGCCUGCGGCUACCAGCGCAGGAGCAGCCUUGGGCAGGUCCUGAGCUCCAGCUUGAGCAUCCCACAGCUCCUGACCACCACAGGUCUGAAGAGUCACCAGAGGAACAUCAGCGUCGCCCCUGGCCCUGAGCUGCCACCCACAGGGCUGGAGGUCUCCAUCAGCUUGGCCACAGUGGUCUUCAUUAUCUUGGCUUUGGUCUUGGCUGUACAUCUUCUCCUGCACAUUGGUAAGAGAUGGUCCAAGAAGACCUCCUGGUCCAUCACUGCUCUUCAGAGAUGGUCUAAGAAGACCUCUUGACCCAUCACCAUCUCUUCCUUGCAGGAGGUCGACUCCAGCUGUCCAAGAUGAAGAGCUUCAUGCCCUGGUAGAAGACCACAAGAGCUGCAGAGGAAGAGAUGUCCAGGCCAGGAGGACCUCUUGGACCUCCAGAGAAAUGCUCCAAGGUGCUGGUGGAGAUCCAUGGAGAGGAUCCCAACAAGUUCCAGCUCCUCAUAGCCAUGGUAGGGUGGAGUUGGCCCAAGAUGGUGACCCUUGACUCAAUGUCACCUUCUCUACAUCUCCAACCACCCAAGGUGGCUUCUCUACCACCUUGGGGUCCCAAGUGCUUCCCCUGAAGUCCCAAAGACACAGCCCCUGGCCAGGACACCACUGCCCAAGGUGGCUGCAGGAGAAGGUUUUGGGGGCCAGCUGAGGAUAUCUUAGUGGCUCCUGGCCAUAAACUCAUCAAGAAGGUCUAGCAAGAAGGUCCAUCCAUUAAGAAGGUCCACCUAGAAGGUCCCUCCAUCA
This is a messenger RNA of Dryobates pubescens (Downy woodpecker), 1050 nucleotides long. RefSeq lists its product as uncharacterized. The transcript is spliced from 5 exons. Lineage: Eukaryota; Metazoa; Chordata; Aves; Piciformes; Picidae. The coding region runs from base 1 to 561 and encodes 186 amino acids. The record is from RefSeq and is a predicted model, not a curated record.